This is a messenger RNA of Kuraishia capsulata CBS 1993, 3249 nucleotides long. RefSeq lists its product as uncharacterized. The transcript has 2 exons. Gene Ontology annotation, molecular function: ATP binding; ATP hydrolysis activity. The record is from RefSeq and is a predicted model, not a curated record. Gene Ontology annotation, biological process: protein import into peroxisome matrix. The coding region runs from base 1 to 3249 and encodes 1082 amino acids. NCBI's taxonomy places the organism in Eukaryota, Fungi, Ascomycota, Pichiomycetes, Pichiales, Pichiaceae. Gene Ontology annotation, cellular component: cytosol; peroxisome; peroxisomal membrane.
AUGGAUCAGGUGGUACAACUGGUAGUUAAGCCUUUGCGGUCCAACCUGGUGAACCUGCCAAUUGAUGUGGCUGACGUUUUGUUAUCGGGAGGAAUCACCAUCCAGGACGUGGUGGUGGAGCUCCAAGAGGCCAAAGCCCCCAGCUUCUACGUGGGCUGGACUGGUGGUGGUUGCAAAAAUGGCACCAUUGAAAUGGACAGAGACUAUGCUGAAUCUCUGGGACUUAAACCGCACACUGUGUUGUUGUUGAAAUGUCCGGUAACGUUGGAGUUUGCUACUACCGUGGAACUGGAACCGGCUUCUGCAGAUGACUGGGAAUGGACUGAGACGUAUGCCCAGAACAUUGAAAAUACGUUUUUAAACACCACCCGAUGUGUUACGGACGGCUUGAAUAUCAUUGCAUUUCCAAAUCCUUUGGCAACUGCCAAACUGAAGGUGAUAAGCAUCACCUCGAAAGGUGGAAAGGUCCGUGCUGCCAAGCUGGUUCAGGAUACGGAGUUGCAUAUUGCCCCAAGAGCGCGCAGAAGACAGAGUGCAAAUAGCUCUAAUGGAUCAGGAAGUCAGCCAAAAACUCGCCAGAGGUCUAUCAGUUCUUCUGCCCGGAGAUCCCUUCCGCAAAGCGGGGCUUCGUAUGGUCUGGCCAGGUCAAUACCGUUGCCUCACCCCAAAUACAAGGCCCUUUCAAGCGGAACACUCUACGAGAUAUACGUGAACCGAUUGUCAUUCCCGAAUCUAGGAACGCCCGCUUAUGUCCAGGUAUCCGUUGUUGCUGGUCCUGGAAUGAGUCCUCAGACCGGACUGUUGAACAAAGAGUUGAAGGAACUCAUUGCCGGCUCUGGCUCAAAAAAUCUAAAACAAAACGGCACAGACGCUUCAGAAACAGCCAAAUCGACCGGAACAACAUUGGAAACUGGAAAAAUCAUUGCUCAAUUGACUCCCAGCGAUCUUAUCUCGAAAAACGACGUUGCCGUAUCUCGCAUGAUGGCCAUUGCUCUUGGUAUCGACAACACAAUAGGCGAUUUACUACUGUUAGAGCCCUCCAGAAUACUCUCGGGUAAAACUCCUUCGACUCUGGUUAUCCACAAAUACAUCACAUCUACUCCAGAAAACGGUGCGAUCUCUCUGAAGGCAAACCAUUCUGCUUUGCGUGUCAAACUCUCGGAGCUCUUGGACUCUAUGGGUUUGUUCAGCAGAGCUGUUCUCACCAAUGGAAUGAAACUCCCUUCUUUGGAUGAACAUAUUCUUCCUCAUGGCGGAAUUUUGGAGUUCAAAAAUUCCAAAGCAGCAUGGCUAGCUCCAAUGGCUCCUGAAAUUUCAAGGACGUUCAAGAUUGAGAUCGGAGAAGACCUUUUGCGACCCGAGUCGUUUAUUCCAGGAAAACCAGACAAGAAACUUGAAAAUGAUGAGGUUGUUGCGGUGGGCCAAUCAGAGCUCAUAUCGAAAGUUAUCAGAACACUUAAAAGGUCCAGCUCUGGUGUGCUUCUACAUGGUGCUUCUGGAAGUGGUAAAACGUUGUUGAGCCAUGAGAUUGCAAAGCAGCUGUAUGCCACAGGAUACUACAUCUCCUUCAUUUCAUGCGAGAGUCUGCCUGCUGAUUUUGCAGCCAUCAAAACUAUGCUUGAGAAGACGGUCAACGAGGCAACCUGGAGAUCGCCCACGUUGUUGGUCUUGGAAAACCUGGACUCGAUGUUUCCUGCACAAACUGAACAUUCCGACACGGGUGUCUCCACAGUCAUAUCUGGAAGGUUGGCGAGUAUGGUUUCGAGUGCUGUCAGCAGCAAGAAACUGUCGAUAUUGGCCACUUCUAGAUCAAAACAGAGUGUUAACGACAUGCUCUUUUCCACCCGAAUCCUUGAGGAAGAUUUCAUCCUGAAGGCUCCUGAAAAGAACUCCAGAAGACAGCUUCUAGAGAGCUACUUGAUGUCUCUUGAUGUCUCCAUCUCCUCAAAAUCGGAUUUGCUCAAGGACAUCGCUAUUGAAACAGAGGGUUACUUGGCCGCUGAUUUGAGGAUUCUCGCUGAAAGAGCACAUCACAACUUAUUGAAUGAUAUUUAUGAGCAGGACUCUGAUGUCUAUGAUUUGGAAAUUACAAAUGCUCAUUUUCAAAAGGCCUUGCAAGGUUACGUUCCGUCUUCUCUAAGAGGGGCUAAGCUUCAGAAGCCUGAGGUGGAUUGGCUGGAUGUUGGAGGAUUACGUGAAGCCAAGUCCAUUCUCUUGGAGACCCUGGAAUGGCCAACACGGUACGCUCCGAUCUUUGCCAAUUGUCCACUGAGAUUGAGGUCUGGUAUUCUGCUAUAUGGCUAUCCUGGUUGUGGUAAAACGCUUCUGGCCUCAGCAAUCGCCAGUCAGUGUGGUUUGAAUUUCAUCUCCAUUAAAGGACCAGAGAUCCUCAACAAAUACAUCGGUGCUUCCGAGCAGUCGGUGAGAGAGUUGUUUGAGCGUGCACAGGCUGCGAAACCGUGUAUUCUGUUCUUUGAUGAGUUUGAUUCCAUUGCGCCAAAAAGAGGCCAUGACUCGACUGGUGUUACUGACCGUGUGGUCAACCAGAUGCUGACCCAAAUUGAUGGAGCGGAAGGUCUUGAUGGUGUGUAUGUACUGGCCGCGACUUCUCGUCCAGACCUCAUCGAUAGUGCUCUUUUGAGACCUGGUCGUUUGGACAAGAGUGUGAUCUGUGAUAUGCCAGAUGCCGCAGAUAGGCUGGAUAUUCUCAAGAGUGUCACCAGAAACAUGACCCUCUCUGCUGAUGUCAAUCUUGCUGAUGUGAGUAAGAGAUGCCCAGGUUUCUCGGGUGCUGAUUUGCAAGCGUUAUCCUACAAUGCCUAUCUGAGAGCUGUUCAUACCAGGUUGGCCCGUUCCGAAUUUGUCGGUGAUACCAGCAACGAGGCCAAUGGAAGCAAAAAGGAUAUCGAGUUCUUCUCCUUCAGGGAAGACGCAAAAUCGAACAGUAUAUCACUUAAGCCUAAAGAACGGGCUGAGAUCUAUAAGAGAUUACAAAGCCUCACGGAAAACAGUGUGGGUGAGGAGAAGAAAGAGGAUUCAAACGGAGAUCUUCCAUCUAAAGCCAUGAACACCAUUCAUGUCACGAAUGCGGACUUUGAAUUUUCCUUGAAAGAGACCAAACCAAGUAUUUCUGUUAGUGAGCAAAGAAAGCUCCAAGCCAUCUACUCCCAGUUCAUUAACGGUCGUGAUGGCAAUAUGAAAGACGGAUCCGCAAGCAAUAAGGUUGGCGCAAGGUCUACGUUGAUGUGA